Eremomyces bilateralis CBS 781.70 is the source of this 1570-nucleotide messenger RNA. RefSeq lists its product as uncharacterized. NCBI's taxonomy places the organism in Eukaryota, Fungi, Ascomycota, Dothideomycetes, Eremomycetales, Eremomycetaceae. The record is from RefSeq and is a predicted model, not a curated record. The transcript is spliced from 4 exons. Gene Ontology annotation, molecular function: misfolded protein binding. Gene Ontology annotation, biological process: protein quality control for misfolded or incompletely synthesized proteins. Gene Ontology annotation, cellular component: i-AAA complex. The coding region runs from base 96 to 1361 and encodes 421 amino acids.
CUUUGCCUCCAAUCUAACAAUUUCGAAAUAUUCAAUUCAGAUGGCUCCCACGUGAAGGUCGGAGGAUUUGCAGUAUCAGGGAACGAGUGUGGAACAUGAAUUCAAGACCGCUAUUGAGAGCGACCGGUCGCCGUACCGAACCCUUCUUCCAACAUCAAAAUCUCGGCCAUACGCGAUGCUACCGCUACACUCGUCUAUCACCACAUCGACCAGAACUCCGCUUCCUAGAUCGGCCGGUUCGGAGACAACUACAAUAUCGCCAUGCGUCCUCAUGGCAGGAGAUCAAACGAGCGGCGAGAGAACACCCGUACACAAUGACGCUAGGAGUUACAUGCGUUGGCAUCAGUCUAAGCAUACUCGGCUGGUUCGUCUGGUGGUACACGAAAUAUGUUAUCCCGUCGUAUGAGAAUAUCCCAGACCCCGUGGCGGAAAAGCUGCGGCGCGCGAUCUAUUUUACGAAUAUCCAACUCGACGUACGGAAGGCCAACAGGUAUUAUCGCGAGGCGCUGGAGAAGGCGCAGGAGUGUGGGAUGGACCAGUGGUCAGACGAAGUGAUGGGCAUCAAGAUUAUGGUGGCAUUCUUAUUUGAAAAGGCGAACGACUACGCAACGUCGAUCCGCGUGCUUGAGCUGGUCAAGCGAGACGCUUUGAGAUGGCUGGAGAAGGAAGGGAAAGAUCACAUGGCCGACGGGAGGAGGACGAGAGUUUUGGCGAAGGCAUGCGGGAUCUCGGGGAAAUUGGGGGAGCUAUAUGGAAGCCCGUGGAUAGAGGAUUUUGAUAAGUCACAUGCGGAGCUGCUUUGGGCUGUCGAGACGGUGUUGAAAGAGCAGAAGAGGAGAAACACGGAGGGUGUAAAAGAAGGAGAGGGAGAGUGGAUGGAUGAUGAAGAGAUUGGGGGAUCGAUGGAAGCACUUGCGAGAUCCUACCAAGAAAAGAACCAACAUUAUUUGGCGGCCCCGUUGUACCUACAAGCUCUUCGACAUUGCCCCUCCGAUUCCUGCCAUUCCGUUGUUCUCAUGACAAAUCUUGCCUCGGCGAUUGCAGAACAAAGACCACCCUCAUCCGACUCCGCUAAAUCUAUGGAUAUGCCCUCUCUGACAGAACAAGCCCGAUUGUGGCUUCAGAAAUCAUUAGACCUUGCAAAGAUCAUCCCUCCCGACCAGUACAGCUCGGAGUGUGAUGAGGGCAGGGUUGCUGCUUUGCACAAUCUUGGCGAAUUAGCAGAGAGAGGAAACCGAUUGCAUGAGGCGAAGCGGAGUUACGAGGAGGCAAAGACCAUUGCCAAAGGUGUGGGAUUUGAAGAGGGCCUUAAAGAGGCUACAAUCUCAUUAAAUCGGGUUCAGAAAGCUUUGGCUGUUUGAGACAUCCAUAAGCACUUGAGCAGGUGCUCUGUCGGGUCUGUAUGUGUCACUCAGGCACCGCUCUACUCGAUCUGUUGCGAAUAUUGUACAAUAAAUCCAACUUGGCGGAGUUCCUGUUAGAACCCGCAAAUACCGCAUUGGGAGCAAUCUGAACGCCUCUUGCACGACAAAGGAAUAAGCCAUGACACGACAUAAAAGCGAAUAUGAAC